Trachemys scripta elegans is the source of this 1324-nucleotide messenger RNA. It is a transcript of the gene TTC4, whose product is annotated as tetratricopeptide repeat domain 4. Lineage: Eukaryota; Metazoa; Chordata; Testudines; Emydidae. Bases 26 to 1186 code for a protein of 386 amino acids. The transcript is spliced from 10 exons. Gene Ontology annotation, molecular function: Hsp90 protein binding. The record is from RefSeq and is a predicted model, not a curated record.
GGAGCGAGCGGCGGGGCGGGCGGCGAUGGAGGCGGCCGCGGGACAGGCGGAGGAGGCCGGGCUGGCCUCCUUCCUCGACAAACCCCAAACCCAGCGCUACGCCGGGGGCUUCAACCCGGAGAGCUGGGAGCAGGAAUUUGACAAGAUCCCCAUGUUUAUGAAGAAAUCCCCUGCUGAAAUUGAUCCUGAACAGAAUCCUGAUUUGGCAUGCCUUCAGUCAAUCAUUUUUGAUGAGGAUCGAUCUCCUGAAGAGCAAGCAAACACCUAUAAGAAUGAGGGGAAUGAAUACUUCAAGGAAAAGAACUACAAGAAAGCUGUAAUCUCAUAUUCUGAAGGGUUAAAAAAGAAAUGCAGUGACCAAGAUUUGAAUGCUGUGCUUUAUACUAACCGAGCUGCAGCACAGUUUUAUCUGGGCAACUACCGUUCUGCUCUCAGUGAUGUGAUCGCUGCAAGAAAGCUAAAACCCAACCAUCUCAAAGCAAUAAUAAGAGGAGCUUUGUGUCAUUUGGAGUUAAAGAAUUUCCCUGAAGCAAUGGCAUGGUGUGAGGAGGGUCUGAGGAUCGAUUCGACGGAGAAGAAACUUGUGGAAACGAGAGCCAAAGCUGACAAAUUAAAGCGAGCUGAACAGCGGGAUAUAAGGAAAGCAAAACUGAAGGAGAAGAAGGAACAGUCUCAAAAGGAGAUCUUACUCACUGCUAUAAAGGAAAGGAAUAUCAAGCUGUUUCUAGAAGCCUCUACGGAGGAAGAUGAAAUAUCAGAUGAUCUCGCUGAGAUGUCCUUAAAUGGACUGAAUUCUGACAGUGCCACGGGCACAAAGGUCUACUUAGAUGAUAAUGGCAAUCUAAACUGGCCUGUGCUCUUCCUGUAUCCUGAAUAUGGGCAAACAGAUUUCAUCUCAGCUUUUCACGAGGACUCCAGAUUUAUUGAUCAUAUACUGGUGAUGUUUGCUGAGUUACCUCCUUGGGAUUCGGAAAGAAAAUAUCAUCCCAGCAAUCUAGAGCUUUAUUUUGAAGAUGAAGCAAGAGAAGAAAUGUACCAGCUGAACACAGAAAACACACUGCUACAAGUGCUGCAGCACCAAAGGUACUUUGUAAAGGCUGGGACUCCUACUUUUUUGGUUUUAGUAAAGCAUUCUCCUUUCUCUAAGAAUUACUUUUUUGGCAAGAAGGUGCAUCGACUAAAAUGAGCAAGUGCAAAAAGGGACGAGAGAAACCCUUGCGGUGGGCUGUAUUGUUCAUAUCAACAGAUAGGAACAAUCAGUCUUCCGCCUGUAUAGUUGAAUAAUUUUUUCUACUUCAAUCAAAUAAACAUAACCACUAUUGGA